Thecamonas trahens ATCC 50062 is the source of this 2292-nucleotide messenger RNA. RefSeq lists its product as uncharacterized. The record is from RefSeq and is a predicted model, not a curated record. The coding region runs from base 1 to 2292 and encodes 763 amino acids. Gene Ontology annotation, molecular function: protein-folding chaperone binding. Lineage: Eukaryota; Apusomonadida; Apusomonadidae. The transcript has a single exon.
AUGGAGGUUGCCGCGGCGACGCCACGAUCGCAGCCGCCGUAUUUGGCGACGGCCGACGCAGCGAUGAUCCGGGCGCAGCGCGGAGUGCUGGAGACGUACCUCGCGUUCUGGGACCAUGUGCGGCUGAGCAAAGGUAUCGAGGCCGACAAGCGGAUGCGCGUGGCGUUGAGCAAAGCCGCCGACAUUGUGGUACGCGUGCGAUGGCACCUCGACGCGCUUGUGCCCGGGUUUUCGGCGUCGCUUUGCGGCGGCAGCGCGCGCGAAUACCUGUGGUCUAUGGACACUGUGCCCGGCGACGAAGACAAGUUUGUGCGUGGGCUAGUCCACGCCACGCUCUCUGACGUGGACGAGUUGUCGAGCGAGGCGAUCGAUGGGUAUGUUGGUGAGAUCCUGGCGGCGCUGACGCGCGAGGCGGCGAUCGAGCACGACGCGCUGACGACGGCAUUUGAGGUCGAGUGGGCGCGGCUCGCCGAUCGGGUCAGCCAUCUUCAGGCCGAUCAGGCGCACGGCGGAACCGGGCCGCAUCAGGUGGCGGAUUUGCGGCGGGCGGUCAACAUGAUGCGUGAGUGCGCGGCAGUGGUCGCUGGGCUGGUGGAGGCGCAUGAGCCACUCGGCUCAUCCGAGAGUACCGAGUGUGUCCACGAGCCCGAGCUUGUGCUGCGAAGCAAGGUUGACAAGGUUGAGGUCGAGGCCGAGCCUGUUUCCGAAGUCGAGCCUGUUUCUGAAGUCGAGCCUGUUCCCGAAAUGGAGGCUGAGGUCGAGGCCGAGCCUGUUCCCGAAAUGGAGGCCGAGAUCGAGGCCAAGGCUGGGGUCGAGGCCGAGCCUGUUCCUGAAAUGGAGGCCGAGGUCGAGGCCGAGGCUGAGGUCGAGGCCGAGCCUGUUCCCGAAAUGGAGGCCGAGAUUGAGGCCAAGGCUGGGGUCGAGGCCGAGCCUGUUCCUGAAAUGGAGGCCGAGAUCGAGGCCGAGGCUGAGGUCGAGGCCGAUCCUGUUCCUGAAAUGGAGGCCGAGGUCGAGGCCGAGGCUGAGGUCGAGGCCGAGCCUGUUCCAAAGGACGAGCCUGCUGUUGAAAUCGAGGGCGAGCCUGUCGACGACGACAACAACGAUUUCGCUGCCAACGACGACGACGACGAAGCACUCUCGUCGCCGCACUCGGAGCUCUCCGAGUCGGACAAUGAGGCCACGAUCAAAAUCUCCAACAUUCACAACGACGUCACGCUGCUCACGGACCACAUCCACCAUCUUGACGAGCUGACGGCUGCGCUGCCAGAGCUCGAGGAUGUGACCGCCGAUCCGGAGCAGACGCUCGCGCUGCUGAAGCGGAUGCAGACCAAGUCAAUUGCCUACACCGAGGAGCUGAUGCGUGACUUGCUCGCGCUUGACUCCAUCACUGGCCUCGGGCCCGAGGUCCGCGCUCAGCGCAAGGACACGGUCGCCGACAUCCAGCGCCUGCUAGACGAGGCCGAUGCCGUCAAGACCAAGCUCCGACGCCACAUCCAGAUGCUCGAAGAGCGGCUCGCCGAGCGUGUGCAGGCUGUUGCCAUGCCGCAGCCCACACCAGAGCCGGAACAGAUCCCGGACCUUGAGCCGGUCUCCGACAACGAGGCAGCCAUCCCGAUCGAUGUGGCGGCCUCGCCCAAGAACGACCUGGCCGAGGCCGAGGACGGAGUCAUCCCGGUCGUCGACGCCACUCCGAUCGAGGAUGACGCAGGCUACGAUCUCGAGGCUGAGCUGAACAAGCUCUGCGCCGGCGCCGUCGAGCGGCUCGCGCAACAGUGGCGCGAGCUCGACAUCGAGCCGCAGUUUGAGGUGAGCAAGAUGGCUGGCGGCGCGACAGCGAUCUCGGCGGUCAUCCCCGGCAUGAACCGCAGGGACGUAGCCAUCAAUGUCUCGGCCGACGCGUACAACCGGCCAAUUCUUACCAUCCGUGGCGUGGUUGAGCCGUCGGCCGAACAGCUCGAGCGCAUGGCCGCCGUCGCCCGUGCCCAGCUCCCGCGCCUUGCCGCCCGCUGGGGCCCCGCCGCCGACACUGCCACCCUCUUCGAUGCCGUCAUGCUCCGCCUUGGCGACGGGCGUUUCGGCACCUUUACCCAGUCGUACGUUCUCCCAGAACACACCACCCAGCGCCACAUCUCGGGCUCGUACAAGGACGAUGUUCUGCGCGUCGUCAUCCGCCCGCCGCAAUCCCGUCCGACAUCCCAGCACCGCGCCCAGGCCGCCCGGCCCGCAUAUCCGCUCUGGGGCCGCCAGCCAAGCCGCGGCCGGUCCCUCGGCAGCGGAUUCCCCUUUUGGUAG